Messenger RNA from Colletotrichum phormii, 1165 nucleotides. RefSeq lists its product as uncharacterized. The transcript has a single exon. Lineage: Eukaryota; Fungi; Ascomycota; Sordariomycetes; Glomerellales; Glomerellaceae. Bases 355 to 1062 code for a protein of 235 amino acids. The record is from RefSeq and is a predicted model, not a curated record.
CGUAUCGACGACGAUGUAGGAACGCACUGCCGGCAACCGGUGGGCGGGGACAAUGUCUGGUGCGUCUUUGAGAUAAAUGCGACCCUGGAUAAGUUACUGCCUCUAGUCGACGCACUCUAUGCGCAGAAUCGCGCAUUUCGAUUCCAUCGACCAGCUGUGAGGAGAAUAUAGCAACAUGUGUCAUUGAAAGAGUUUCCUCUGGCCGUUUAUUGCUAUUCUACUCCUGUUUACGGCUUGUCUAACAACCACACCCUGGAGAAAGUGAGUGUGAGCGUCACGCAUCGGUUUUGGAAGAUGCGCCGAGCUUGAGACUAAGCAACCCAGACUAUGUCACGCAUACAAAGGUGACGAGAGAUGCCUUCCUUCUGCAAUCGACAGGGUGAUCUGAUGGCCUGCAAAUGCGACCAUCAAAGACGGCACCGAAACGCAACGUACCGCCCCGUCACUGGAGAUCGACGACACCCCCCGAGCCGAUGGAGGGCGAAAGUCAAAAUCGGCCAGGGGGCUUUACCCCGGAUUCUCAUCUUGUCAUUAAACUCAACCGUGAGCGGCUGCUGCAACGGCUCCCCAAGGAGCCAGAAGUCAAAAAGCCACCAGAAAACGUCUGAGCGGACGUCAAACAUCUACAACCUGAGAGCACCUACACGGAUCUCAAAGGGAAUCAUCUGGAAGUUUGACCUUGGAGUGUUGAGUUUCUUCCAAGUUGCUGCCCACCAAGCGGCGCUACUGCAACUAAAGACGGAUACUCAGGGUCUCCAAGAUCGACCCUCUUCUGGCCCACCCGGCGCGACCGCAACCGCAACCGCAACCGCAACCGUUCCGCUCCUACAUCUGACCUGCCUCAGACUGCAAGCCGGCAAUCAGUACCAAUGCUGGCUCUUCGCAACUCAUUGUAUAGUGUAUUGCGGUAUUUCAACAACGUCAACAGGGGCUUGUCAGUCGCUUUCUGAGGGCACCGGUGGUACUCGGUGCGGAGGCAGAGACGGGACAGGCAUGCACCCGGCAGACUGGCAUGAUGAUGAGGAGAUGCGGCACGAGAUCAGCGGAAGUCAAGGAACCUAAACUUGACCGAGCAGAAAAGACGAGCCAAGAAGUCGGUGGGCCGAAGACCUCCUAGGCCCUGUUUGAGGAGAGAAAGAGGGGUGGGAAACAAGCCGGAGAUGGC